Messenger RNA from Closterium sp. Naga37s-1, 357 nucleotides. The record is from the annotation of a GenBank genome assembly. Lineage: Eukaryota; Viridiplantae; Streptophyta; Zygnematophyceae; Desmidiales; Closteriaceae.
AUGUCGUCUCUAUUACCCUUUUCGCGUCUUCUUACGAGCCUCUUCCUUGUCGUCGCCAUGGCGUGCGGCGCGCGGGGAGCAACCCCCGUGGCACCGGCAACAGGAGGGCGGUACAUCACGGUCGGUAGCACGAGCGAGAAGUUUAACUACGCGUGGAACCCCAAAGUUAACUACGCUAAUUGGGCGUCAACAGACGAAAACACGGUGUAUACCGGAGAUGUGCUAGUGUUUAACUACCCCGCCUACUCCGACGAGGUUUAUAAGUUUGACGACAUCACGGCUUUUCAGCGUGGUGCUGCUGCUAUGGCAGCAGCAGCUAUUGUUGGUGGUGGUAAUGGCGCUACUACUUCAACAUGA